UAGAGAAGCACAGAGCUCAACAUCAGCCAUUGAAAGUACUGGAUUUAAUUGGUCAGCCCUCAGAAUGACUUUGCUGAGCUGUAUCAUCAUUCAGAUACUCUGGGCUUUCUCUGCUAAGGGACAAGCUCCAGCAUGUGAAGAGCCGCCUGCCAUAGAUUUUGGGGGGAUUGUUAGUGAUGACAAAUCGGAGUAUAGAGAAGGUGACAAAGUGCUGUACAAGUGCAAUCCUGGAUACAGCCUGAUGGGAACUGAAUGGAUCACAUGCAGUGGGAAAACCUGGACACCUGCACCACAGUGUUUGGAAACAGGAAAAAAAUGUAGCCGUCCACCUACUAUUGAGAAUGGAGACAUAACUACAUUCUUGGAAAAAGGAUACACAUCUGGCUCCUUUGUAGAAUUCAAAUGCCAAAAAUUUUAUGCAAUGGAAGGACAGAACAGAUCUUUUUGUGACGAUGGAAAUUGGACAAAAGCACCACUUUGUUUAGAGCCAUGUGCUAUCUCAGUGGAAGAAAUGGAAAACCGGAUGGUAGAGUUGAAUGGGACUGCGAAUGAGAACAUAUUGCAAUGGGUGUACCUAAAACGUGGUGAUUUUCUUGAGCUUCACUGCAAACCAGGAUACGCACUUGCAACUAAUUUAUCUCAAUCUACUUUUAUGGUGCAGUGCAAUGGAAAUCCAAUUGUCUAUCCGGAAUGCAAAGAAAUUGUAUGUGAUCCUCCAGGAGUGGUUAAUGGUAGAUUCAGACCUCAAAGGAACGUUUAUAGGAAUGGUGAUGUCCUCAUAAUUACGUGUAAUCAUGGAUUUCAAGAUACAGCUGAAUGCACAAAGAACGGCUGGUUGCCUUCUCCAAGGUGUAGCAUGAGACCCUGUGACGACCCACAUCUAGAAAAUGGAGAAUUAUCUGGGUUUUAUCAAAACUACAAAGAACAAGCCUUUCCAGCACGCUUAGGCUCGUCUGUUUACUACAGAUGUUUUAAUGGAUACGUAUCUAAAAACGAGGAGAGGUGGACUCUAAGUCGAUGUACUAAAGAGGGCUGGGAUCCAAUGCCAAAAUGCCUUAGAAAGUGUUCUCUGGAUCAUUUGGAAAAUGGUAGAUUUCUAGAUAGCUAUUGGAAAAGAACCUACAAAGAAGGUGAUGAAAUUUCAUAUGUGUGUGAUCGUGAAUAUAGCCCUGAAAAUAUGAAAACCAAAGCCACAUGCACAAAGAAUGACUGGUCCCCUACUCCAAGAUGUAUCUUUAAAAUGUUUGUUCUCUCUCUGACAGGUACUUCAGGAUGAAUAAAAAGAAGCAUCAAGCAGAUAAUUUUAACACGGAUCUGAAGAUCAAAAUCCAUUGACCAGUUAUUUGUAAUGUUCACAUAAUAUGUCCUUUGUCAGUAUUUUAGCUUAAAUUGAUUAUAUGUAUCAGUUCAAUACCUUUUUUAUCGUUGGUCACAAUGGUUUAAAAUAUACAUUCAUAAAAUAGUAACAACAGAUGGGCAAAUAAGUUCAAACUCAGAUCAAACUACAGCUUUUUAUGAUAUUUGGAAAAGGAAACUUUAAGGGAAAUUGUACACAUCUGCACAUCCUGAAUUACACACUUCCUGCUUCCUGAAACAGAAAGCAGCAGUAUUUCCCUCUGGCCCAAAUCAGGAACUCUAGGAAGUCUCAUUAGAAACAUUAAUCUUGAGAGAUUUUUAGCCUAAUCACCACACCAGAAAGUUUGGGAUAUGCAUUGAGGCUUUUUUGAGUUCUGCCCAUCACUAUUAGCGAUCAUUCUUCCAAAUGUUUUAGGCCAUGCAACCAAAAAAUGAUCCUGUCAUUUAGCACAGUUGUACUGAAAACAUGGACUUCUCUGGUUCAAGUUUAAACUCAUAGCGUCUUAAUUAUUUUUCCCUUUUAAAAUUAAAGAUUUGUAUGAUUAAUUUACCACUCUUCUUAAAAAGUCUGUUAUUUGGACUUUUUCAUUUUUUUUUUAUUAACACCAUAACACCAUCAUCUGAAGUAAAGAGGGAAGGAAUCUUAGGAUUUGUAGAAAAAUGGAGACAAAGAUGAAAGCCUGCAGCUAAUUUGAAUAUCAACAUAAUACAUGCAUUUGGCAGUGUGUGAAUAAAUUGUCUAUUCCUAUUUUCCACUGUAUGUAAUAAACUGGAAAUCAGA
Messenger RNA from Malaclemys terrapin pileata, 2137 nucleotides. RefSeq names its product complement factor H related 2 (gene CFHR2). The transcript is spliced from 8 exons. NCBI's taxonomy places the organism in Eukaryota, Metazoa, Chordata, Testudines, Emydidae. The record is from RefSeq and is a predicted model, not a curated record. Bases 65 to 1276 code for a protein of 403 amino acids.